This is a messenger RNA of Desarmillaria tabescens, 1470 nucleotides long. RefSeq lists its product as uncharacterized. The transcript is spliced from 2 exons. The record is from RefSeq and is a predicted model, not a curated record. Bases 1 to 1470 code for a protein of 489 amino acids. Lineage: Eukaryota; Fungi; Basidiomycota; Agaricomycetes; Agaricales; Physalacriaceae.
AUGGAUGUUGAUCCUGUAGCAUGUGAUGUUCCAAAAGUGGCACCAGGCAAUAACGAUUCAAACUUGCCUCCUGUGAACAAUCUCCUGCCUGACGAGCCCCUUCCUGGCGAGCCCCCUCAGGAAACAUCAUCUUCGGACACCGUGGAUGGGCCCUUGCCUGAUGAGCCCCUUCCUAAUGAGCCUCCUCAGGGAACGUCAUCCAUGGAUGAGCCUCUUCCCCUUCUCUCAUCGAAUCAAACCCCAGACUUUCCCAUUCCAUCAGGUUCUGAGAUGGACAUAGACUCACUCCUUGCCGCUUGGAGUAGCGGCCAAUUAUCUAUGCCUAAUGCAAAUUCCACGUACUAUCAAUCCUCUCAAAAUAACUCAGUAUCCCAAAACAGUGCCCUGUUCUUUCAAUCCCCUCAAGGAAGCCUGGUAUAUGACAAUUAUGCCCUUCUUCAGCUUCUACAAGACAACUCGUUCCCCAUUACUAAUGAGUUUCAACCUAAUAUACCGGCACCAUUGAGUAGCAAUGAUGUUUGGUCGGAUUCCUUCUCCUGGGACAAUUAUGGCCAUACUUCACCUGACCUUUCCUUGCCCAAUCCCACAUAUUUGAACUACAAUUCAUCCCAAACCAAAUCUAGCAUGUCUUCCAUGGCAUUUGCUUCAUCAUUAUCUCUUUCAUCCAUUGCGCAACCCUCCUUUCCCUCCGCCAAAUCUAGUAUGUCUUCUAUGGCAUCUACUUCGUCAUCCUCCGUUGUGCCAUCCUCCUUUCCCUCCACCAUCAUGCCAUCCGAGGAUGUGGUAAUGUCAGAGGUCGAGACGAUGUCAGACCUUGCAACAAAAAACAAUCAAACAUCGGCUGAAGUCCGUCCUCACAGCCUUUCGAAUAGAUCAGCCAAACAAGCAUCAGCACCUGUGAUCCCCUGGCGGGCCCGAAACCGUAAACCACCUGGCCCUAGAGAAGUGAAAACUCUCGUUGGUAGUGAACAGAGCACCCCUGUUUGGCAACUUCAAAGUCUUGCUUCAAUGCAGGAUCCCACAUUUGGCGAUGAUUGGGCAAACUUGCUGGAUAAGUGGAAUGCCUUGGAGACCAUCCUGAGUAAAGAGAAGUCUUCAGGAAAAUUACAGGCGCCUAAAAAACGGCCAAGUGUUUUGGCUGUAUGGUUGGAUGGCGUUCGCUCAUUUAGCGAUCUUCUCUCUAUUAACGAUGUCGAUCAAUUUGGUGAUGCUAUGGUAACGUGGUGGAAUUCGAUUCAACCAAACUGGAGGCAGAAUGUGGAGGGGCUGCCGCAACGCAAGUACAAUAAAACAUUUAUGUGUCUGCGCAAAGGAGGCCAGAAUGGGAUUGUCACAGUGAUAUUUGGUCUUUUCUGGUGGAGAAAGAAUCUGGAUGAUUCAUCACAAUGGUCUGCCUUGGUAACAGAUGUCAAUGAUAUGUUUGACACCCUCCUCAAUGCUACCGGACCUGAAAAGCAUCGUAUUCGAUAA